UCGGCGGUUAUUCAUCCUUUUUUUUCCUAUAAAUACCCACUCUUUCCACUCAUUUUUCAUCAUCAAACAACACCCAAAAACACACACACUCACACUCAUGGCAACAACACACAUCGACUCUCUCUGGCUUUUUGCACUCGCUUCUAAAUCUAAAUACACUUAUUCCAUCAACUUGUUCCUCUUUAUUACCAUUUUUGCUCUAGCAUGUUGUGUUAAGAUCUUGUUCCAAUGGGCUCGACCCGGUGGGCCCGCUUGGUCCAAACCCAACCGUAAAUCCACCAUCCCAGGCCCAAGAGGCUACCCCUUCAUCGGUAGCAUGCACCUCAUGACCGGUCUCGCCCACCGUAAGCUCGCUGCAGCCGCAAACUAUUGCGGUGCGAGCCGGUUAAUGGCGUUCAGCUUGGGCGAGACGCGUGUUGUGGUCACGUGCAACCCUGAGGUGGCUAAAGAUAUUCUUAACAGUUCGGCUUUCGCUGACCGUCCGGUUAAGGAGUCGGCUUAUAGGUUGAUGUUUAACCGAGCCAUCGGGUUUGCACCUUAUGGUGUUUACUGGCGGACGCUACGACGGAUUGCGGCCACUCAUCUUUUCUGUCCGAAGCAGAUUAAUGUUUCUGAACGGCAGAGGACAGUUAUUUGUUCUCAGAUGGUGGAGAUGUUACAAAACCAAAAGAAGACAACUUCGUCCGUGUGUGUUCGUGAGGUGUUGAAGCGAGCUUCGUUGAGUAACAUGAUGUGGUCAGUGUUUGGUAGGAAGUAUCGGGUCGACUCAAACGAUGUUGAUUCGGUUGAGCUCAGGAAGCGUGUGGAUGAAGGGUAUGAUCUUUUGGGUGUGCUUAACUGGACUGACCAUCUUCCUUGGUUGUCCGAUUUUGACCUCCAAGGGGUCCGGUCCAGGUGCUCCAAACUUGUCCCUAAAGUUAACCGGUUUGUGAAACGAAUCAUCGACGAACACCGAGAUCAACCUUCACAUGUGAAUAGUGACUUCACCGACGUCUUGCUAUCGCUGGACGGGUCGGACAAGUUAUCCGAACCGGACAUGAUCGCGGUCCUUUGGGAAAUGAUAUUUAGAGGAACCGACACGGUAGCAGUGCUGAUAGAGUGGAUCUUAGCAAGGUUGGUGUUACAUCCUGAUGUACAACAAAAGGUUCAAGAAGAGCUUGACCGGGUCGUGGGUAGGUCGCGUGCGGUGACAGAAACCGACAUCACUAGUUUGGUUUAUCUACCCGCGGUGGUGAGAGAAGUUCUGAGGCUACACCCACCAGGCCCGUUGUUAUCGUGGGCACGUCUAGCCAUCACGGACACGAUAAUCGACGGACAUCACGUGCCAGCUGGCACGACUGCAAUGGUGAACAUGUGGGCCAUCACCCGGGACCCACAAAUCUGGAAUGGCCCACUAGAGUUUCGACCAGAGAGGUUCUUGAACAAAACAGAAGGGUUGAUGGAUAUGUCGGUUAUGGGAUCUGACUUGAGGUUGGCUCCGUUUGGGUCGGGUCGGCGAAGUUGCCCCGGGAAGAGCCUUGGGCUGGCGACGGUUAGCUUUUGGGUGGCGUCGUUGUUGCAAGAGUUUGAGUUUGGGAGGUGCGAUGGGUACGAUGUCGACUUGUCAGAGGUGUUGAAGUUGUCUUGCGAAAUGGCGAACCCACUUUGUGUUACCUUGCGAUCGAGACCAAGGUCCACCACACUUAAUCGUGAGGUCUAGAAAAACAUAAUAUGAAACGAAGGAAAAAAAGGGACUAGACAGUGUGCCAAUUAAGUUAAUGACUUUGGGUUUUAGUUAUUAUGUUUUAAAGGUUUCUUUUAAUGUAUUGUAAUUUUAUUUUGGAUGUAUAUACUCUAUGUAAAAUAAAUAAAAUAUUGUUUUUUUUCUUAUU
Molecule: messenger RNA, 1871 nt
Organism: Helianthus annuus (common sunflower)
Lineage: Eukaryota; Viridiplantae; Streptophyta; Magnoliopsida; Asterales; Asteraceae
Product: cytochrome P450 78A9
Exons: 2
Coding region: 98-1699 (533 amino acids)
Molecular function (GO): heme binding; monooxygenase activity; iron ion binding
Source: RefSeq, a predicted model, not a curated record